Phoenix dactylifera (date palm) is the source of this 2344-nucleotide messenger RNA. RefSeq names its product DNAJ heat shock N-terminal domain-containing protein. The record is from RefSeq and is a predicted model, not a curated record. Lineage: Eukaryota; Viridiplantae; Streptophyta; Magnoliopsida; Arecales; Arecaceae. Gene Ontology annotation, molecular function: zinc ion binding; nucleic acid binding.
CGGUCCUAAAAUCUAAUUCUAACCCUAAGCCCAACCCUAACCCUAGAGCUCGCGAAGCGAAUACAUGGCGGAGGGGAGGAAGCGGUGCCUCUACGAGGUCCUGGGCGUCCGCCGCGACUGCUCCCAGGAUGAGAUCCGCGCCGCCUACAAGCGCCUCGCCCUCCAGCUCCACCCCGACAAGCUCGCCGCCUCCGCCUCCAGAACCUCCGCCGCAGACGCCACCGCCGCCUUCCAAGAACUCCGCCAUGCCUACGAGGUUCUCUCCGACCCCAAAGAGCGCGCCUGGUACGACUCCCACCGCUCCCAGAUCCUCUUCUCCGACCCCUCCUCCACCUCCAAGUCCCACCGCCCCUCCGCCUUCUUCGAUCUUGACCUCUACGCCUUCUUCUCCAACUCCGCCUUCUCCGGCUACUCCGACGCCGGAAGGGGCUUCUACAAGGUCUACGGAGAUCUCUUCGCCAAGGUAUACGCCCAGGAGCUCUGGUUCGCCAAGGAAUUGGGGCUGGGCGCCGACGCCGUCGCGCCCGUCCCUCUGAUCGGCAAUCUCGACAGCCCCUACCCCCAAGUCACUGCCUUUUACAAUUACUGGCUCGGAUUUUGCACCGUGAUGGACUUUGGUUGGGUGGACGAGUACGAUGCGUCGAUGGGGCCGAACCGGAGAACGAGACGGGCGAUGGAGGAGGAAAACAAGAAGGCGAGGAAGAAGGCAAAGAGGGAGUACAAUGACACAGUCCGUGGGUUGGCGGCGUUCGUCAAGAAGAGGGACAAGAGGGUGAUCGAUAUGAUGGUGAAGAGGAAUUUGGAGGAGGAGAAGAGGCGGGCAGAGGAGAAGGCAAGGAAGAAGGAGGAGGAGAGGAAGAAGAUGGAGAGAGCGAGGAUGUAUGAAGAGCCUGAGUGGGCGAAGAUCGAAGAAGAAGAAGAAGAGAUGGUUAUGAGACGUGGGUUUGAUGACUUAGAGGAGGAGGAUGAUCAAAAGAAGAAAAAGAAAAAGGGUGCCGGUGAGGAAUUCUACUGUGUGGUGUGCAAUAAGAAGUUUAAGUCGGAUAAGCAGUGGAAGAAUCAUGAGCAAUCGAAGAAGCACAGGGAUAAGGUUGCGGAGCUGAGGAUGACAUUGGAGGAGGAAGACAAGCUCUUGGAGGAGGAGGGUGACGACGAGGGAGUCCAUGUAGAAUUUGAUUAUGAACCACCAGAGUCAGAGGAGAGUGAUAUGGUGGAUGAACUAUGUGAAGAAUUGAGGGAGGAAAUCAGGUUGCAGGAGGAUGGGAAUGAUGAUGAGGAUUUGGAGGACAGUGAUCAAAAAGUUGGUUUAGAUGAUGAAGUUAGCAUUUUGGAAGCAAUGGUUUCGGGGCAUAAGAAUAGGAAGAAUUAUUCUCAGGAUCUCCAUAACUCGACAUCCAAUUAUGACCAUUAUCUUGAUAAUGAUGAGCAAAAUUCGACAGGAUAUGAUUCCAAAAGAAGUCGCAGGAAUCGAGCAUCAAAGAGAUGGACAGGGGCAGACAUGUAUGAUGAAGCGACGAGGCAAGGGAUCGGUGAGUCCCAAUGGGAGGACAGUGAAGUUCAGAAUCAGGAAGACAAUAUUGAGGAUAAAAAGGAGGGUCCAUCUAGUCCUUUAGAGGAGGUUGCAACCAGAAGUAAGGGAGGUCGAGCCACAGGAAAGAAUCAGAAGUCUAAAAAGCAACCGGUGGAUGGAAAGGGAGCUGGAAGAAAAGACACAGCUGGUGACUCAAAGAACUCAUCAAAAGGAAGGAAACAGAAGGCAACCUCAAAGGCUCUGAGUAAUGCGUGUGGGACAUGUGGAGAAAGCUUUGAAUCAAGGAACAAGUUAUUUGCGCAUAUAGGUGCCACAGGCCAUGCCAUGUUGAAAUCAUGGUAGAGGAAUGCAGAUUGCUGAUGAAAGAAAUUAUUUAUAGAAAUCCCGGAAAAGGAAUGCAGAUUGCUGAUGAAAGAAACUGUUUAUAUUCUUUCCUAUGAGGUGUUGUUUUCUGGAACAAGGCCAAUCAAGCAGACAUCACUUUCCAGACUUGAGAUAUAUGAAUAGUGUACUAGGAUCAGAGCUCCUCUUCUUAGUUAAGAGCCCAUUUGUAAACUGCUCCACCAAUAGCAAAGAGGAAAAAUGAAAAAGAAAAUUAAAUUUUGAGACAGGAUAAAUUUCUUGAUUUGACCUUUCAAAGUUUUGAUUCUUGUAUAAGGAAUCUGAAUUCCAUCAUCACAAUCUUAAUUUUAUGGGAACAUUCUUUUGAUUUUUUUUUUAAGAUACAUGUAAGGGUGUUUUUUUUUUUUUGUGGCAACAAUCCAUCUUGUUUCAAUCUAACGAUGAAUUUUCAUGAGAACCAAUGUAUGCCCA